Fusarium subglutinans is the source of this 1962-nucleotide messenger RNA. RefSeq lists its product as uncharacterized. The record is from RefSeq and is a predicted model, not a curated record. The transcript has 5 exons. The coding region runs from base 1 to 1962 and encodes 653 amino acids. Lineage: Eukaryota; Fungi; Ascomycota; Sordariomycetes; Hypocreales; Nectriaceae.
AUGGCAACCGAAAGAACGAAUCAAGAAACCCGCUCAACCGCCGGUGAUCAGAGCGACCAUUCUAGCGAGAAUGAGUCAAAGCAAAUGACCCGAAAUUCACAGAAUAACACAAUCGAUCGAUUCAACGCUGGAUCUCAAGGAGACAUCAAUCAGCCCCAAGGCCAGCAGCCUGUUCAAUCAGCGAAUCAAGAGACGGGAAAGAAAAGCAGCGCGCCUCGUGUGAGAUUGGAUAUGGAUCUCGAUGUUGAGUUACAACUGAAAGCGAAGAUCCAAGGUGAUCUUGAAUUGGCUAUAUUUCGAGCAACCAACUCUUUGGAGAGUGAGGCCUUACCGGAACGGAACCUUGGUGAUGCUUCAGUCGACCAAAGCGAAAGCACCUCCGCCUUCUCUCCUCUGAAACAGUUGGACCUAAUGCUGUCUUUCCAAAUGAAGCUCAAGUAUCGCAGCUUACCCAGCCAGAAUCAACCUCCUCCCGUACGAGCCCCAAGAAUGACUCCUGUUACCUGUAUGCGCUUUGACACACAAGUCCCAAAGCUUGACGAGCUGCUCAUGCUUUUCAGUAUCUUUGCUGGUGCGGCCUUGGCUUGGACAGAUGAACUUCUUAAUAGGCUUGAAGCCACAAAAGCGAACGCUGUGUCAGCCUUCGACUGUUACUUACACUCUGCUCUGUCGAUCAUUGAAGACGCUGAAAUACCACUACUGCCCUCGGUCACUGCUGUCUCAGCCAUAUGUACGCUCGCGCACGUGGCCAUCAACUCCGAUGAUAUCGUCCCGAUCAAGGCCUUAGGUCUCAGAAGCCGAUGCUACAAUAUGUGCCGUGAAAUGAUGAUUCAUCGCUUAGACAGCCCGGCAGCACAGAAAGAGCGAGAAAUAAGCCCGGCCAGCAACAUUGACUUGGAGGUUCAGAGACGUAUAUGGUGGAACAUGGUUGCCUCUGACUGGUUGACCUCGUUCUCUGGGAGUUCCCAGGAGGGUAUUUACACAUUCAUCCCGAGGCUGAUGAGAGUCAAGCAACCGCGUAACGUCGACGAUGCUGAGCUCACCAUUUCAGGCGACAUACCCAAUUUGUCUAUCUCCGUGCCAACAGACAUGACAUUCUUCUUUCUGCGACUCAGAACGGCAGAAAUAUCUCGUGAGAUUAUCGAUGCGAUCGCACCCCUGGCCGACGACGCCCCCGAAGAAGACUACAGAGUCAUUCUUCAGCUUGACAGAAAACUGCAAGAUUUUGUCGACGGUCUUCCCGUGUUCUGCAAGGCCGACCCCGAAAGUAUGCAUAAAUCCAAGGAGAUCUGCGAAUUGAGGCCGUUUAUCUACUGGCAGCGGAUCAGUCUCCAUCUCGGCAUCCAUGCACGCAUUUGUCGACUUCAUCGCCCUUACCACCUCGCAGCGUACUCAAAUCCUCGAUAUUCUUACUCUCGAACCACGAUCCUCGCAUCAGCAUACAAGAUCUUGGAACUCAGACGCAUGAUGGACGACCCGGUUGCCAAGCUUCACUUUCGACCAGAGAGGUAUUGGGUCAUCUUUUUGCACGUCACCUCAGCCGCUGUAGCGUUGGCAGUCGACCUAUCUCACGAUCCUGAUGCCCCCGACGCCGAAGCCAUCAAGGAAAAGGUUAAAGGCGCGUACGAGACGUUGAACAAAUCGAGGAAGAACGCAGAGAGUUUGAUCAGAGGUAUCGAGAAGAAUAUGGAACAGGUCAUGGGGACUCUGCAGAAGCAGCGUGCGAAUGCGAUGACAUCAGCUUCGCCGGCUGGAACAUCAAGCGCGAACUUGGAUUCGGUUCCUGAAAGUGCUUUCACAGACGUGAAUGAUAUUACAGUGGGCAUGCAGGAAGACAGUUUCGGGGACGAACAUUCGCACCAGCUCUGGUCAGACUUUUUGGCUGCUGUGCCUGACCUCGAAGAGUUCCAGUGGACUUCUCUUCUGCAAGACCUCGACUUUGAUCCUAGCAACUUCAGUUAA